AAUUUUGUACGCCUUUUAGUCUACAAAACGUUAGUGACGAUCUAAUCAAAAAAGUUUAAAAGGCCAAGUAAAGUACUAAGUUGAUUGAUUGAUUGUUGGUUGCUUAAGUUGAAGAGCAUUGAGGACACAAAGGUUUUGCCAAAUAAAGCUAAGGUAUAAGUUUACAUUUGUUCUGGAGUGUGCAAUGUCUUUUCGUAGGUCUUCAUCACACUAAUGAACACGAAGAGAAAAAAUCUUCUGGAACUUUUAAACUUGUGAAUUUGAUUCAAAUGGAAAGAAUACAAUGCCGAAAGAAAUUUACUACUACCACUGGAAUAGAAAGUAACGCAUACGAUGUAAACUAACAUUAUCAACUGUAGCCUCGCAUCCCGGUCCAACUCGGAUCCCAGGAUAUAUCACCUGAUCUAAACGAACAAUCUUAACAUAUACGAAAUGUAACAUACAGAUAAAAAUACACGCGGAAGUUCAAUACUGGAUGUUUUAAUCUAAAAGAUUUGACCGACAUUAUCUAAUCAAAUGUAAUCAAGGAAGUUAUAAAACAAUGGCUUUUUGUUCUUUUGGACUCAGAUAACAUUAAUUAAGUUUCAGAAUAAAACCGAAAGAUGCUUAGUGUGACUAAAAAAGACAGAACAGCCGGGUUUGGCAGACUUCUGAGAGAAAGAAAGUACAAACGCCAGAAAAUAACAAAUGGACGAGAGCCUGUAGGAAAUCUGGUAAAAGAAAUUGAUGAACAUGUAGAUAGCGAAGAAAGUGAUGAAAGUAUAAAACCGUCACAAAAUAUGAGACGCAAGCGUAGAGCUGUUGUCACUAGUGAUAGUGAAAGUGAAAACGAUAUAGUAAAAAAGAAACGAAACAAACAUCAAAAUACUGAAUAUUAUGGUGAUAAAUAUAAUUUCACAAGAGUUAGUGAUAAUUCAGAAGAUUCUUCUAGUGUGGAUGUGAAAGCAUCGGAUAAUGAUGAUGAUGACGAUAAUAAUAAAGAUGACGAUUACAAUGCGGACGAUGAUAAUUAUGAAGACGAUGAUGAUGAAGACUUCAUCGACGACAACAAAAAUGAUGACGACUACGACCACGAUGACGAUGACGAUUACAACCCCGAUGAUGAUAAUGAUAUUUAUGACGACGAUGAUGAUGAUGACGAAGACGACGAUGAUGAUGAUAAUGAUGAUGAAUUUGACGUCGAGGCGAUGGAUGACGAGGAGGAAGAUGAGAAAGACAAAGAGGAGACGGAAGAGGGAGAUAAAACAAAUACUUUACAAAUAGAUAAUGUAAAUAAUGAAGUACCCAAAGGGGAGAUGUCAAUUUUUAGAUUAGAUGUGCAUAAGGUAUACGGGCUUGCUAAUGUAAAGUCAGAAGAACAGUUACUGAAGAUACUUGUCAAAGCAGUAACUGAAAUGAAAUGUGUCAAACACGAAGCAUUAAAAAAUAGAAAAUGCGAACCUUUUUUACUUGCUUAUUUCUACUACAAAACUGAGAGGGACAUAAAUUCAACAGCAGAUUCAAUAAACAGACAUCGGAAGUUGGAAGAUCGUCAAGCUUUUAUACCUGGUUCCCGCAAAACAGGCAAUAUUCUAACUUACUACAGGUUCAAGACCUCCAUUGAACAUCAAAAAAUUCCAGAAGUGUAUUUCCUAUGUAAUGGCGAAGGAUAUCAUGCCAUUCUUCAUUUAUGUGACACUACAUUUAGGUCUAAAAUAGCAAAAGAAUUUAUAGAUGGCAACAAAAUUAAAGAAAUCGAGACUAUUAACAUCGCUGGACCUGAUGUUACUACAAAAAUUACAUAUAAAAGUAAUUUCAACAUCGAAUGUCAUUCCGAAUCAUUUCUGGAAAAAGUUGUGAAUUAUCUGGCAGGCUAUAUAAAGACAGAUUCACAACUUUUUACAGUCAUUCAAGGUAAAAAAGGGCAAGAUGUAUUAAUGAAAAUAGGCUUAAAUUUCGUCAGAGUGUGUAAACAAAUGACAUACGGUACUUAUGCAUGCAUCUUCGAUUUGUUUUCUUUGCAUACGGAGAAAUGUUCUGAUGAAACCCAUGCAUACUUUUUGGAAGCUUUAGACUAUGUGCAACGUGUAACCAAUCGAACAGAAACUGGUAAAUUAAACAAACGCUUCGAUAAGGAAAUUGUAAAUAUGAUAUUAGAAAAAAAAUUGUCUGACCGAUAUUAUUUAAGUCAUCGAUUUGCAAGAGACUGGGAAAUAGCCUCUGAGGUUACUUUAAAUGAACAAUUUAUUGAUAAAUCUGUUAAGAAUAAUCCUGACAAAUGCCAAUACAUGCGUUCAAUAAAGUCAUGGAGCAGUGCUCCAACUCUUCAGAUGGUAACUCAAGCUCUUUACCGACACUUUCCAGAUAUUAGUAAGUUAAAGACAGCUUUGCGUCUUAAAAGAAUAAAGCUGAAAUUCUCAAGUCAAAAUUGGCAGAAACAGGAACAUAGUUUGCAGGAUUUUGUACAUGGUUAUAUUGCUGAUAAAAAUGAAAAAUGUUAUAAAAUUGCUCAAAAAUGGUUUAACCUAUCAGGCAAGUUUAGUCAAAUAAUAAACAAGAACUUUCAAAGGUUCUUAAAAUUUCAUCCGUUAAUGGAAUUUGAAUUCAACAAUCACUACAAAGGAUCAGAAAUUCUAGUAUUUCCAUGGUGUUUCUCCAAUGAAAUUGCCAAAUUUGAACUAACUGAUAUAGCAACUGUAUUGGCCAUAAAUGAAGAAAGUGCUGAAACAAUAACAGACAUUCUUUGUUGUUCUUUGACAGCUUAUGACAAAAAUUGUUUUCAACUAACUAAAGACAGUUGUCUGUUACCCUAUUCAUCACCUUUUCAUAAAAAACUUACCAGAAAGUUAAAAUAUUUCUCAGAAAAAAGAAAAGAUGCUGAAUCUACUGCAACUAACACUUUUCUUUUUCAGCAGUAUGAACAAAAACCUGAAAAAAUUGAGAAAACUGCAAUCGUUCAAAAUAUUCUUGCACAAGAAACUAUAUGUUGUGAACGUGUGGAUGAACUGGAAGAAUCUUUCAAUGUCAUUAAUCCGGUCAUCACAAAGAAAAUGUUACGGAAGAUUAAAACAUUGGGUUUGAACUUAAAAGAAGGAAAAGUAGUGAAUUUCUUACGAAGUAGAUGUCCUUUGAGAGAGGAUGAAUACAAUGAACUAUACCUUUAUGGCGAACAGUUUUCUAAACAUGACUUAACGUAUAUACCUGGAGAUAAAAUACUGUGUAAUGACAUAGUUUUAUUUGAUGUUUUAGCUUUUGAUGAAAAGAAUUCACAGACUUUUCUGUUUCAUGUUAAAAAAGAUCUUGACCACCAAACUAGGGAAGCAUGUUCACAGAUACGAAAUGCAGCUGAACUGUUAUGGCAUGAUUUAAUUAGGGACCAGGAUAAUUACGUGCAGUUAUUCUGGGAAAAUGCAUCCACUCUACCAAAGGGUGGCAAUCCAUCUUUGAUAUUUUUAAAAGAAAAAAUGGACAAAAUCGGCAAAGAUAAAUACAUCCGAAUGUUUUCCAAAGAUGUGAAAAUUACUUUUGUGUUUGCAUUCAUGACAAUUAGAGGAAAAACAAAGAAAGAGAUGAAUGUAAAAAAAGCGGUGACAAAAAAAGAUUUUAAAGAUAAUGACUUCCCUGUUGGUGUUUUUCGGUAUCUAAAGCAACAUAAUAUAUUGAAAGAUAAUGGUUGUAUUUCUGAAAGUUUUAUUAGAAUGACAUCGAAACAGUUUGAGCAUUUUGCCAUUAACAUACCAAAUGUUAACAAAGAAACAGCCGACCAGCUUUACAGUUUCUUGUUAGAACAAACUACAUACAACUUAUCAACUACUACGAAACUAGAGCUGCUAACACUUGAUUGUAACUUUUCACGAUAUCAGAUGGGAGGAACGAGACAUUUUGAUCUUAAGAUAAUGCAAAUACCAUCAAAAUAGUAAAAAAAACAGACAGGGACUACAUUUGACAUUAAUAUAUCAAAGUGUACUUACCUUUCUUUAAUUUUUUCUCCUCACGUGAAAUUCUUUUGGUAUUUCUUUAUGUUUGUUUCCAUCGUCUUUUAUCUUAAAAAAGCAAAAAAAUCAUAUGAACUAC
This is a messenger RNA of Mytilus californianus (California mussel), 4053 nucleotides long. RefSeq lists its product as uncharacterized. The coding region runs from base 603 to 3896 and encodes 1097 amino acids. The transcript is spliced from 2 exons. Lineage: Eukaryota; Metazoa; Mollusca; Bivalvia; Mytilida; Mytilidae. The record is from RefSeq and is a predicted model, not a curated record.